CAUUUCACUUCCCCCAAAUGGCAAAAUAGAUCCAUUCACAUCUCCAAGUGUUCAAUUUCCCCUAUUAUACACCUCGCUCUGUCCUCAUGCAAAUCCAAAAUCCCUUUGGUGCAAUUUUUUCAGUUGAAGUUUUUAUGCUGGCCUAGCGAUGGCCUCCAAGAAAAUAAUUGCCAUUUGUCAAUCUGGAGGGGAGUUUGUGACCAACAACGAAGAUGGAUCUUUGACAUAUGUUGGUGGGGAGGCAUAUGCUCUAGACCUUGAUAACCAGACACUUCUGAAAGAUUUUAAGCAAGAAGUAGCGGAAAACUUUGAGUGUGGUAUUGAUGGAAUGACGAUUAAGUAUUUUCUCCCUGGGAAUAAGAAGACUCUCAUUACAAUAUCUAAAGAUAAGGACCUCAAGCGUAUGAUCAACUUCUUCAAGGAUUCUGAACAAGUAGAGGUGUUUAUAAUUGUAGAAGAACCCGUUGCUCGAAGUACUCCAAAUGUGACUGCCAGUAGGUCGAGCAGGACUACUGUGUCGGAGCCUCCACUUACCCCUGCUAACCCCGUGGAUAUGGUCGAUCCUGAUGAUCUGCUUCAAGUCCCAGUUGAUACUAGUCCCCUAGCUGUUUAUCCAAGUAGCAAUAGCAAUGAUGAGAAGCAUCGCAAAGCAGCUAUGCAGUGGGAGAAUGCAAUUACUGGCGUUGGCCAAAGAUUUAACAGCUUUUCUGAAUUCCGUGAAGCUCUACAUAAGUACUCGAUUGCCCAAGGAUUCACUUAUAAAUAUAAGAAAAAUGAAAGUCGUCGAGUAACUGCUAAAUGUAAGUCGGAAGGUUGUCCUUGGUCAAUAUAUGCAUCGAAGUUGCCUACCACCGAGCUAAUAUGCAUUAAGACAAUGAACCCGAAGCAUACAUGUGAAGGAGCUGCAGUAAAAGCUGGGUACCGGUCCACAAGGGGAUGGAUGGGAAAUAUAAUAAAGGAAAAGUUGAAGUAUGCUCCCAAUUACAAGCCAAAGGAUAUUGCAAAUGAUAUUGAGCGUGAAUAUGGCAUUCAGCUGAACUACUCUCAGGCAAGACGUGCAAAAGAGAAGGCAAGAGAGCAGCUUCAGGGUUCUUACAGAGAGGCAUACAGUCAGUUACCUUUAUUAUGUGAGAAAAUUGUAGAAACUAAUCCUGGUAGUGUUGCUACAGUUGCGGCAAAGGAUGACUCGAGCUUCCAUCGUCUAUUUAUCUCAUUUCAUGCCUCAUUAUCUGGUUUUCGACAAGGUUGCCGCCCUCUUCUAUUCCUUGACAGCGCUCUUCUCUAUGCAAAAUAUCAGGGAACACUGUUGGCAGCGGUAGGUGUUGACGGGGAGGAUGGUGUCUUUCCUUUAGCCUUUGCGGUUGUAGAUGAGGAGACCAAGGACAACUGGCAUUGGUUUCUUUCAGAACUUAAAUCUGCUGUCUCAAUGUCCUGUCCUAUAACAUUUGUUUGUGAUUUCCAAAGGGGCUUAAGGGAGUCAAUUAACGAUAUAUUUAAUGAAGAGGGUUACCAUGGUUAUUGCCUGCGCUAUCUUGCGGAAAAAUUAAAUAACGAUCUGCAAGGACAGUUUUCUCAUGAAGCUAGACGUCUUAUGAUCCAAGAUUUAUAUACUGCUGCUUGUGCCCCAACACUUGAUAGUUUUGAGCGCUGUGCUGAGAAUAUAAGAGCAAUCUCACCUGUUGCAUAUGAUUGGGUCACUCGAAGUGAGCCCGACCAUUGGGCGAACGCCCUUUUUGGUGGGACAAGGUAUGGCCUCUUGACAUCUAACAUUGGGCAGCUUUUUUAUGAUUGGGUUAUGGAGGUGAAUGAGCUGCCGAUAGUUCAAAUGGUCGAUGUAUUACGAGGGAAGAUAAUGGAAUUGAUCUAUACUAGGCGUGUUGAGUCCAGUCAGUGGGCUACGAGAUUGACACCGUUGAUGGAAGAGAAACUUCAGAGCGAAACGUCAAAAGCAAGGUUACUUCAAGUAUUACCCUCACACGGGAGCACAUUUGAAGUUCGUGGUGGUGAGUCUGGUGACGUAGUUGAUAUUGAUCAAUGGGAUUGUAGUUGCAAAGGUUGGCAACUAAAUGGGAUGCCUUGUUGCCAUGCUAUUGCUGUUUUUGAAUGCAUAGGAAGGAGUCCAUAUGAUUAUUGUUCCAGAUACUUCACAACCGAGAGUUACCAUGUAACAUAUGCUGAAUCGAUUAACCCCAUACCUAACCUGGAAAAACCAGCAAGUGGUGUAAUUGAUGCGGCAAUUAUUAUUACUCCCCCACCAACCAAACGUCCACCUGGCCGACCAAAGAUGAAAAAGGUCGACGCUUUUGACAUGGUUAAACGGCAGAUGCAGUGUAGCAAGUGUAAGGGCCUGGGUCACAAUAAGAAGACGUGCGGGAAGCUAAAUCAGAUCGAAGAACCAGAUCCUCUACUUGUUACGGGCUUGGUAACUGAAGACCUUGAAGGCACAGAGUGAAGUUUUGGUAUCUUGUUCACUAUAGGUUACGGGUUCGAACCGUGGAAGCAGCCACUAAUACUUGCUUAGGGUAAGCUGUAUGAACGCCUGCAUGAACGCAAGAUGCCUUGUACAUUGGACUGCCCCUUUUUUUUUUGGUUCACCAGAGUUAAAAGUUAAAUUGCUUAGAUACUUGUUUGACAGAUAUCUGGAAAACCUUAGUUAGAUCUUUGAUUAAAGAAAUAAUCUGUCAUCUUUUUUUAGUGGGUUUCAUUAGUCAGAACUAGUCUCUUAAAGUCGCGCAUGCUGGUUUUAUUGUCGUCCCUCUCCCUUGAAUUGGAGAUAUAAUUACAGAAGGAAAGCAUAAACUUACCCCUGA
This is a messenger RNA of Nicotiana attenuata, 2810 nucleotides long. RefSeq lists its product as uncharacterized. The transcript has 4 exons. Gene Ontology annotation, molecular function: zinc ion binding; protein binding. The record is from RefSeq and is a predicted model, not a curated record. NCBI's taxonomy places the organism in Eukaryota, Viridiplantae, Streptophyta, Magnoliopsida, Solanales, Solanaceae. The coding region runs from base 149 to 2452 and encodes 767 amino acids.